Messenger RNA from Chondrus crispus (carragheen), 198 nucleotides. RefSeq lists its product as hypothetical. Lineage: Eukaryota; Rhodophyta; Florideophyceae; Gigartinales; Gigartinaceae. Bases 1 to 198 code for a protein of 65 amino acids. The transcript has a single exon. The record is from RefSeq and is a predicted model, not a curated record.
AUGAGAGUGCGGCGCACCUUGCAUGGUUUCGGUGCUUUCGAUCAUCCUACCACGGGUAAUCUCGAACUCUUGGGGCAUCGACUUAUUCGGCUGCAGAGACACACUCCUUGUAGGCUUUGUUCACCCCAGGCUCUAAUCAAAAGCUCUGUCGACAGCUCUUGUGAACAAAACCGCAGCUCAGAAGCCUGUGGAACGUAA